Molecule: messenger RNA, 1610 nt
Organism: Achroia grisella
Lineage: Eukaryota; Metazoa; Arthropoda; Insecta; Lepidoptera; Pyralidae
Product: dynein axonemal assembly factor 4-like
Exons: 3
Coding region: 141-1457 (438 amino acids)
Biological process (GO): cilium movement; inner dynein arm assembly; outer dynein arm assembly
Molecular function (GO): protein binding
Source: RefSeq, a predicted model, not a curated record
UAUAGCAUAGAGGAUGUUACUAUGUUUAGAUCAAUGACUAUUUGUUUUGUCAAAUAGGUUUAUCAAUAGAAUUAAUAUACGAUCAUUUGUAAAUCUCUAACGCUAUUCGGAAAGGUUGUUUUAUAUAUAAAUUAAUAAUUAUGCCUAUAAUAGUGAAAGAUUUUACUUGGACACAAACAAGUAAGACUUUACAUAUAAAGAUUCCGUUAACCUCUGGUAUCAAAGAAAAUUUAGAUAUAUUCACAACAGAUUCUUAUGUAAAAAUACAUUUCAAUCCAUUCCUAUUUGAAAUCUUCUUAUUACACGAUGUUGAUAAUGAUAAAAGCAAAUGUUUGGUGCAAACUGAUCAAGUAAUUUUAGAUUUAUUGAAAAAAGAUGAAUGCGAUUGGGAAUGUCUCGAGAAAAAAUUGGACAAAGGUGAAAAAAUGAAAAUAAGAGAAGAAAUACACGAGAAAUGUCAGGAACGUGCUAAACGAAAUGCUGAAGAGAGAAACAUUAAAAAGAGUCAGUUGGACAGGUUCACAGUGCAACAGGCGAUGGAAAUAGAUACAAAGCAGCAUAAUCUAAUGGAUUCUAGAAGAGAUAAUCAAAGGAAAAUGGCUAUGGAAGCCCUAGAGGAUUGGAGGCUUAAUAACACAGAAACUGUUGCUACUGUCACAGUUAAAGACAAAUUAUAUAAUCAAGAAAUAGAAAAAAAUAUGUCCGGAGUUAAAAUUGUCGAAUUACCUUCGACAGAAGAUGAAAUUGACCACAAAAAUAUAACAACAAAAUGCAGUGCAGAAGUAACUACGGAAAAGAAAUUGCAAAGUUACCCAAAAAAGCCGAUUAAAACACCAGUUAGAUCGGAAUAUAUAGAUAAGAAAAAACGAGAAGCAGCUAAGAGAAUAUUACCUAAAUUAAGAGAAACAGGCGAGUUGGAAAUUACGCAUACUCCUCGAACGUUCCCUACACCAAGUAGAGAAUCUACAGCUAAUGAAGAGGAGACAUGGUUGAAGAAUAUUACUCAGGCUCGGAGAGCUACAGGUUUCAUUUCUGAAGAUCUUCGGCCGGAGGAACAAGAUCCUCAAUGGUGUAAAGACAAGGGAGAUCAGUUUUUCCGUGCUGGCAACUUUUUGGGUGCGAUAAGUGCAUAUUCGCACGGUAUUACACUAUCGGAUAAACUCCCGAGCUUGUUCGCAAACAGGGCUGCCACUCACUUCGCUCUCGGAAACUUUAAUAAAUGUUUGACAGAUUGCUCGACCGCUCUGGACUUGAUGAGACCAGCGUGUGAAGGUAACCGCUUCAGUCGAGCCAAAUGCAUCGCUCGUAGAGCAGCCGCACUUGUUCGAUUAGGGUACCUCAGCAAAGCCAUUGACGAGAUGAAGGCAGCAGCUAAACUAUUGCCAGAAGACGAGAAAAUCAAAAAAGAUUUAUACGACAUGGAGAGGGCUUGGGAACAGAAUCCAGAUUCGGACUAAUUAUAUGCUCGUGUUUAAUUAAAAUAUUAUUACCAAUUAAAAAUUCUAUCCUAAUAUCAUUUUAUUGUCAAUAUUAUCGAAACUAAUAAUUAUAUAUUUAUACUAGCUAUUCUACGCGACUACUGCCAAUAAAAGUCCCUUAAAAAUCGGUCC